AUGGGUACCGGACGGGGUAUUUAUCCCGCCUUGGUCACUCUUCUUCUCGUCCCAUGGAGUGGCGCACAAAAUGUGAACAUUGGCGGGCAAAAUAUUGGAAUUGGUCAAUCCGGUCUUCCAGGCUCAGGUUUACCAGGAUCCGGAGGCACAAUUUUCACCGGCACCGGCAAUAAUCCCUAUUAUGGAGAGGGAGUCGCCGGCGCAUCGAUGUUCCGCGCGGACGCGGCUGUGGUGGUCACAUGGUACAACACAGCGUCGGCCAUCUCCGGACGAUCGGAUAUCGAUGCUGGGCAAACGGCAACAUAUCAAGUUCAACAAUGGUAUCUAACCGAUUGGGAAAGGAUGAACACUCUGUACACGUAUCGAGUCGGAUAUCUCAAGCUGGCUCCACUUCGGGCAAAUGAUCUUAAUGCGACGAAUUUGCAAUCCGGUUUGGUCACCUCUCCAAUCUCGUUGCAUUGGUUGUGGACGCCGGAGAAUCAGAAUUUUGCUACAACCACUUUUUCACAGGCAGAAAUCAACGCACGAACGGAAUUCGUGAAGAAGAAGGCCACCCAAAUGUGCCACGAUUGGUACGACGAGGAUGGAGCAUUGUUCAACUUUAUUCGUGACACCGAGAGCAAUUCAUCGUGUCCGUGUGUGGAGAGUCAAGCGAGAUUGGAUUUGGGACGAUUCAUGCCACAUCCACGGUGCUCACAGGUUCCUGGUCUCUCCGUUUUUGUCCACGAUUACAUGCCGUACUUCUUGUGUUGUAAAUUUGCCGAUUUCCGUUGUCAAAUGUUUUAUUGGAGAAGACCAUCCAGUGCUUGCCAACAGUAUCAAUCUCCAGCCAUUGGCCAAAUCUCCGGUGGUGGCACAACAGUCACAAUCGACAAUCAGAAGUUUAUCUUUGACGAGCCGGGUGUCUUCAAUUUCCUUCAUAUUCCGAAAACGACGAGAAAUCCUGAAGUGAGGAUACAAGUACGAUUGGAGAGAUAUCCCAAUCGGAAGGUCGAUUUUGGUCUACUUGGUCGUUACAUGCCACAAAUGGAUUUGGUUCAACCAACGAAUAUCACCGUCGUUACGGGAAUCGUUUUAGAGGCUACUGGAUCUGAAAGAGUUCAUAUUAUGGCCCGAAAGGACACUCGACGUUUCCGCUACAGAACCGACAUUUUGGUGGGCGGAAUCGUUCGAUACUUUGACACGAUUCAUCUGCAAAGAUUUAAAGGUGUGAUCAUCUACGUGAACAAUGUGGACAGUCGUGGUCAACCGGAGAUUUACGUCGUUUUGGAGGAAGCACAGAUCGGAAUUCGUGUUCGAGAAAGCUACGCGGUUGAUGUUGAUCGUUUAUCGAUGUUCCAAGAGAGUAUGGGAAUGCUCGACAUCCAACUCUCCGUCCCCCCACAAUAUGGAGUGCGACCUGAUGGUGACAACACCCGUGACGCACAACUCCGACAGAUCUACAAUCUGCCUCGAGUAUCCGGUUUAAUGCGCCCAUUCCCCGAUCAAUCAACUGGAUCUCUCGACCUUGGCAUCACUCUAAAUGACGUGAAUUCGGAUCAAUACCGACAACAGAUCAUACAACAAUAUCGUGUCUAUGGAACGGGCGAACCGGGCUCAGAACAAGCUCAACCGGGGAUCAAUGUGCAAGGGUUGCCACAAGAGAAUAUGUUCACAACGAGCAAGGAAGAAGACAAAGCGUUCGACGUUUUCCCGGAGGCUCAAUCGAGAAAAGCGCCCGUUUUCAAGUCAGCUCCAAUCUGGGAAACAGGUCCAAAUCGUUUCCAUGUGCAAACAGGUCAAAUUGUCAGUCAGCUUCUCGCCACUUGUACCGAUUUGCAAAAUAAUCCAAAUGUGGAUCUUGCUCCAUAUCAAUCCUUUCAAACGGAAGCCUACGGGCAACGGAAUUGCCCGGACGAUCCGGGAAGUAUUCUCCAGGAUUGUGGAGAUAAUGUCCCUUGUCUCUACGAUUACACGCUGUUCAACUCGAAGAUUUUGGGACAACUCGAGCUAGAGACAUACAACAAUUUCCUCUCCGACCGACUCCAGGCACAGAGACAAUAUAACUCUUGUGGAGCGAUCAACAUCGAGUACCCUGAGUAUAUGAUGAAAACGCCGGCCAUGGCAAGUGGAUAUUUGCAAGGUGAUGUUGCCCGUUUUGAUUGCUAUCAAUCACAUUGGAUUCACGGUGAUCACGAGUAUAAAUGCGGUAUCAUCAUUGAUCGAAAUGAUCAAUCCGGAUUGUCGUACCGAUAUGAGUGGAACAAGGGAAGUCAACCAUGGUGUCGAUCGAGAAUCAAAGAGAAUUACUUCAAAUGGUUGGCCACGAUUUUCGGUUUCGUCGGCUGUGUUUUGGUGAUAAUCUUGAUCUUCUUGAUGUGUUGGUGUAUAAAGCAGAGGAGAUUGAAUGAGAGAGCCGACGAGUAUGGAACAACGCAAAGAGGAGGCGGAGGACCGGCUUUCGGGAAUAAGGCUUUUGUCGCCGAUCGUCAAUUCGAUAACAUGAGUGAACCGCCGCGGCCAACGGGCAUUCCCCGAGCCACACCGGUGGCCCUCGAGCCAAGAAGAUUCUCUCCCACUCCAUCCUCGAUUCCAGGCAGUGUUCAGCCGCCGAUUCUCGGAAUGAACACCAGUGUU
This is a messenger RNA of Mesorhabditis belari, 2616 nucleotides long. The record is from the annotation of a GenBank genome assembly. Lineage: Eukaryota; Metazoa; Nematoda; Chromadorea; Rhabditida; Rhabditidae.